This is a messenger RNA of Rhea pennata, 3578 nucleotides long. Its product is annotated as interleukin-1 receptor type 1-like. The transcript is spliced from 12 exons. The record is from RefSeq and is a predicted model, not a curated record. The coding region runs from base 1 to 1953 and encodes 650 amino acids. Gene Ontology annotation, molecular function: interleukin-1, type I, activating receptor activity. Gene Ontology annotation, biological process: regulation of inflammatory response; signal transduction. Lineage: Eukaryota; Metazoa; Chordata; Aves; Rheiformes; Rheidae.
AUGGCGUGUGUGUGUGUGGGGGGGGGGGGGGGGGGUCCGCGGGCGCGGCCUGCGCGGCGGGGAGCGGCCGGGGCGCAGCCUCCCCUCAGGGGCAGGGCCGUUGGCGGCGGCGGCGGCGGCUCCGCGGCGCGCGGGCGGCGGUUCGCGCGCUCCCCGCUCUUUCUAGGACACGGCAGCGGGGCCCCUCCCGCUUCCCUCCGCCCCCGCCCGGCGGGGACCGGUGCCGGGCGGCAGGUUGGAACUUUAUGGACAUGGACUCAGGGAAACAUGACAGCAAAAACAUUGUUUUCAUGCAAUAUCAUAACAGCAUUUCUGUCUUUAAUCAUAGCAGAGAAAUGUGGAGCCUAUGAUGUGGCGUUGAGGCACAGUCUUGUGCCUGCUGGGCAGCCUCUCGCUAUUGAAUGUUCUCUGGAAAAGAGCUUGAAUUUUAAAAGUGGAGACUACAAUUUAACAUGGUAUAAAGUUGGUAACCAGACGUCUGUGCCUAGAGACAAACUUUCUAGAAUUCAUCAGCAGAAGAGUUUAAUUUGGUUUCUCCCUGCAAUGUUAGAAGAUUCUGGAGAUUAUGAAUGUGUCAUAAGGAAUUUGACAAGCUGCAGAAAAAUGUAUACAAAAGUAACAGUGUUUGAGAGGGUUGACAGUUUAUGCUUAAAUGAAAAAUUUGCUGUAGAGGAGGUGAUAUUCACACUAUCAUCUGCAAGGGUUGUCUGUCCACACUUGGAUUAUUUCAGGAAUGAGAAGAAUAUGCUACAUGUUCGUUGGUAUAAGGAUUGUCAGCUACUGGAAGGGAAAAGGUUUUCCUCCUUAAACAGUGAUCUUGUCAUUUUCAAUGUAACUUUACAUGAUAAAGGAAACUAUACAUGCGAAACAUCAUAUACCUACAAUGGAAAACAAUACAACAUUUCACGAGACAUCAGUCUAAAUGUGGAAGUGAGCCCACCAAAAAUGCCUCCAGAAAUAUCUUAUCCAAGAAACAACUCCAUUGAAGUGGAACUUGGCUCACAGGUUACAGUGGAUUGCAAUGCAACAGGUGCUGCUGGAUAUGAGGUGUUUUGGACAGGCAACGAUAUGUAUAUUGAUGUCUAUAUGAGCAGAAUUUUUGCAAAGGCCUAUGAGGAAGAAACUUCCCAUGAUGGACGCCCUGUGCUUACUGUGAAGCUAAUAAUAUCAGAAGUGCAUGAUGAAGAUUAUGAACAGCCAUUUGUCUGUCAUGCUUCAAAUGCCUUUGGGCAGGUUGCAUCCUAUAUCAUAUUGAAACAAAGAGUUCUUGAUUUACGGAGAUGGCUGAUUGGAGGCCUUAUCACUUUAUUGCUUAUAACAGUCAUUAUUUUAAUAAUCUGCAAGAUUUUCAAGAUUGACAUUGUACUUUGGUAUCGUAAUUCAGGUUGUGCUUUUGUAAGGAAGGAAGAUGGGAAAAUAUAUGAUGCGUAUGUCUUGUAUCCAAAAAGGAAUGGAGGCAGCAGCUCCUAUCCUCUGGAAACCUUUGUUCUUAGAAUACUACCUGAUGUUUUGGAACGACAGUGUGGAUAUAAUCUCUUUAUAUUAGGAAGGGAUGAUUUACCAGGGGAAGCUCUGGUCAGUGUUGCUGAUGAAACCCUGAAGCAAAGCAGAAGACUGAUGAUUAUUCUGGGAUCAGAAACAUCUGGUUGCUGCCUGUUAGAAGAUGCCUCUGAACAACAACUAACUAUGUAUAAUGCUCUCAUCCGUGAUGGGAUUAAAGUGAUUCUUAUAGAAAUGGAUAAAAUACAGGACUACACCAGCAUGCCAGAAUCAAUCAGAUACAUCAAGCAAAAACAUGGGGCUAUCCAAUGGAAAGGAGAAUUCUCAGAGAAAUCUUGUUCCGCAUAUACAAGAUUCUGGAAAAAUGUACGCUAUCAAAUGCCAUCCAGAAAAAGUGUCUCUUAUUCUGAGGUAUAUUUUUUGCCACAAACUUUAAACAGUUCUCCAUUGUAGAGAAAGUAAGAUGUUCUUGGCUUAAUAAUACUAAGAAGGUAAUUCUGAAAUGUAUGUUUCCUGCACAAGUUCUGUGUAUUACAGACUGGACUUUUUGCUUGAGGAGUACAAACUACCCACCUCUCCUAUAAAUUACACCUUAAAACAAAAACUGGGCAACUUUAUUUCUGUUCAGGCUAUGGAUAGCAACAAAAUUUGUUGUGUUAGUCUCACGCAGAUAUGUGAAAUAAAUGUUGCUGAUGGUGGUAGACUGUUGUCCAUAUAAAUGCAAUAUCCACUAUAUCCAUUUGUUUUUUUUAAUGGAAACAGCAGUUGAUAAAAAUCUGAUUGCAAAAUCUGCAUUUUUCUAGUCAUUCCAUUCCACUUCUUCUUGCCCAUCUGUGACAAUCUGACUUGCUCAUUACCACGGGAAUGUGCCUUUUGCAAGCUUUGAGAUUCUCUCUUGGGCAACAGGCCUCAUUCUUGCUAUUUGAAGCAGUGCGAAAAUGCAUGAUACAGCAGGUAUAUUUAAAACUCCUCGAAGUACUAAAUGUAUAUCAGCUGAACAGCUGAUUACUAACUGUUUUAAGCAAAUGGAGUAGAAUCUGCGACCUUUCGCACAUCUAUUAAAUAAUGCUGCAGUAUCUGGUCAAUGGGGUGUUUCUAAACUUUGUCUCUUGACAUGGUCAGGAAACUGAAAAUAUUUGAGAUUUCUUGCAAACCGGAAGCUUCCCAGGCUGUGCUGCUACUCAGGAAAACAAGCGAGGAUCCAUUAAGGGACUAUGUUUGGCAUCCUGAAAGCCCAAAAUCUACAACAUGGGAGCCUACAAAUUUGGAAAAUCAGGAAAGUCUGGCUGCAGUGCCCUAAAAAUUGUGAACUCAGGAAGCAUGAGGUAUCCAAACAUAAGGCAGCCUACUGAGGAGCCAGGCGUGGUUCUGUGAGAUAAAAUGAGUGGCUUGUUGAAUGGACACUUUUCAUUUAAACAUUAUUUUGCUCUGAAAUUUUCAAUCAACUCUAGCAUUAGCUUAUCAUGGUAUUUUGGACUUUGGACUUUGAACUCACUCCCAAAGUGCCUCUUCUGCAGACUCUUGCUUUGCCAUGUGUUGUCACAAGUGGUCCAUACAGAAGAUGCUAUUUCCAUCACUAAAUUCCCUUAGAAACUGUGGACAUACAUCACUGGGUUAAAACAAACAUCCUUCCCAGCCUGCGACUAGGGAAAUGCAUAUAUUCACAAAACUAUUAGGAAAACAUGGUGAAGAAGACUUCCAGGCUUUGGUAUAAGUAAGAGUGUCCCAAGGUGUGAAGAACCUUGGCUGUCAGAUUGGUGAGAAAAUUCCCAGGGCAGAGAGGUUGGUGAGGAGGGCCCUGGUGAUGUUGGAAGACCCAGCUUCUUCCCUAUAUGCAUUAGUGAUAUGCUUAGACAAUCCAUGAUGUGAAGAUCCAUGAUGUGAAGAGACAUCUGGCUUUCUCAGUAUCCCAGUUCUGAAACCUGACCAGGAACUGAUGACAGGAAACAAUAUCUUACCUACCUGUGGAAGGAAAAAAAAUAGAGGCAAGUGGAUAUAUCAACCUAUCUGGAAGUAGUUUGGUAUUUCUAGAUCACAGUCCAUUGUUUUGUGUGCGUUACGGUUAAAAAAAAAAAAAA